AGACUUUCAAUUUUGGACCGUUCAAUUGCUAGUGAGAGGUGUGGUAAAAGAGAAACUGUUAAAACAGGCAGGAUUAUCAUACCGGCCUUGCUCUCUGCAUGCGGUGCUGAACUCAUUUUGGGGUGUCUGGAACCCCAUAAAUCAUCACUCGAAAACGAAGAUGAUUCCUGCAGUAUAUAAUGCUAUAUGUUUAAUAUAAAUUUUUCAAUUUUUUUCAUCUGGGUAAAUGGAAAGGAAAGUAUAACCUAUAAAAAGAUCAAUUUCAUAACUUGUGUAUCAAUAUUGUUUCAAGUAAAAAUUAUAUUUUAUUUGAAAGGAAGGAAACAAAUUUACAGCAUCGGUUACUGAUCGGAAAUAGAAAAGAUACAUAAAAUGUGCACAUUAAACGAAUUCGAAUAUGAUGUUUUUGAAACAGAUGUAAUGCCAAGAGACAGAAUUACCUCUGUUAAUAACGUUGCUGAAUCAGCUGAUGUUAAAUCUGUUUGUAAAGUAUGUGGAUCGAAAGAAAUUCAAGUUUCAUUGAGGAACAAAAAUGAAUAUUGUAAAGUAUGUUUUCUACCGAUAUUAACACAUAAAUUUAAAGCAACACUGGGUAAAUCCAAGGUGGUGCGUUCAACCGAUUCUGUACUUAUCGCUCAUUCAGGAAAAGUAAAUUCAACUGUACUUGUGCAUCUUAUCAAAGCUAAUGUCAAUGAAACAUCUUGCAAAAAGAUUCCUUUCCAAUGUAAAGUUCUUUACAUAGACGAUGGCUUGGUGAAAAAACGCACGAUCGAAGAAAGACAGUUUAUUCGAAACGCAUUAGUCAAAGAAGCAGAAAGUACACGAUUGCUGACAUAUAUUGUACCUCUGACAAAAUAUACCAGUGAUAAUAUUGAUAAGGAAAUACAACCGGUAAAUGUACCGGGAAUAAAUAUAACUCAAGAUGAUGUAGCUAUACAAGAAAUUUUUAAUGGAUUAGAAAGCGAUACCGCAAGAGACGAAUUAUUAAGACAAUUAAGACGCAGAUUACUUGUGUCAGCGGCUCGCAGUUUAAAUUGCAACAAAGUAUUUCUCGCUGAUACAUCUGUUGAUCUUGCAGUAAAGGUACUUGGAAACAUAUCGACUGGUAGAGGAUCUCAGUUACCUUUCGAUGUUGCGUUUUCCGAUGCAAGAUGCGCGGAUGUGACGUUGCUUAGACCGCUAAAAGAUUUUACAGUGGACGAUGUUAGUGGAUAUUUAGAUUGCUGUAAACUCUGUCCUAUUAUUACUUCUCAAAAAGAUGAUCAUUCUUUUUCUGCUUCCAUUCGGACUGUUGCAAGGAGUUUUGUUUGUCAAUUAGAUUCGGAAUUUUAUGGUACUGUACCUACGAUAUAUCGUACUAGUGAAAAAUUAACCGCAAGAUUAGGUAAACUUAAUAAUCCAAAGAUUAACAUCAAUAUUGAGUCCAAUAUUGAUGACAACACUUGCAUCCUCUGUGAAACAGUUUUAAACUCGUGUUGUUCACAAGAUGGACAGCUAUCGGUUAUACGAGCAAAAUUAUUUUCCAAAUUAGUUUCAACAACUUUCGUAGAAUCUUCGUCAAGUGUUACAGACAACGAAGAAACUAAAAGUAAAUAUAACGUGAAGCAAGAAAAAUGUUACUGUCUUGGUAAUCCCCUUCAGAAACAAUCUUUACAGUCGUACAUCAUUAAAAAAUAUCUUUGUUAUAGUUGCAGCUUAAUUUUUUUACAUUCAAAUCAAACGCAUAUUACUUUACCCAACUUUAUGCUAAACACGAUUCAACAGAAAUUACACAGUAUGCGUUUGCGGGACGAAAUAUCAGAUUUUUUAUUAUAGUUUUAAUUAAUGUGUGCUAUUAUUAAUGAUAAAAUAAUAGUAUGCAAGAAAUAUGUAUAGCAUACAUUUAAUGUAUAAGUUAUAAGGUUUUUAUGUAAACAAUAACAGAAAUAUAAUCAACAGCUCGAAUACAAAGUUAUGUUACAAAUAAAAAUACAAUUAAUUGGUGAAA
Osmia lignaria (orchard mason bee) is the source of this 1987-nucleotide messenger RNA. It is a transcript of the gene Ctu2, whose product is annotated as Cytosolic thiouridylase subunit 2. NCBI's taxonomy places the organism in Eukaryota, Metazoa, Arthropoda, Insecta, Hymenoptera, Megachilidae. Gene Ontology annotation, molecular function: tRNA binding; sulfurtransferase activity. The record is from RefSeq and is a predicted model, not a curated record. Gene Ontology annotation, biological process: tRNA wobble position uridine thiolation. Gene Ontology annotation, cellular component: cytosol.